Molecule: messenger RNA, 831 nt
Organism: Amaranthus tricolor (Joseph's coat)
Lineage: Eukaryota; Viridiplantae; Streptophyta; Magnoliopsida; Caryophyllales; Amaranthaceae
Product: putative cysteine-rich repeat secretory protein 21
Exons: 2
Coding region: 1-831 (276 amino acids)
Source: RefSeq, a predicted model, not a curated record
AUGGCAAUGUAUUUUCUUUUCUUGAUCAUUAUAUUCCAAAUAAGUAAGUUUUCUUUUUGUGUUGAUGAAGAUUAUAACGGUAUAACUACUCAAGUUUGCUUUGGCAAAAGAAACUCUCGAAACUAUCAAUAUCAAAACAAUGUAAAUGUACUUUUAUUACGACUCAUAUCUGAGUCGUCUUCUUCACAUCUCGGCUACGUGAGAAACAAAGCAGGGCAUAGUCCUAAUAAGGCUUAUGGUUCUUAUCUUUGUAGAGGCGAUCUUAGUAGUAAUACAUGUCGCGAAUGUCUAGAAAGGGUAAAACAAUACAUUUUGGAUAGAAAAAAUGUUGACAAAUACAAAGAGUGCUUUGCAUACGAUAUGCAUCUGAGAUGUAUAAUACACAAUUCAAAAAGCUCAAUACCCUUCAAAUAUCAAGAAAAUAGUCAUGUCACAACCGAAAAGUUUGGGGAUUCUUUAACACUAAACCCUAAUUACAAUAAGGCAUUAUCAAAUCUCAAACAAGAACUUGUACAAGAAGCAAGUUAUGGAAAUUGGGCACAAGCUAAUUUUGCAACCAAAGUAGUUGGCGUUGGAAAAACACAUGAAAAAAUUUUCUUUUUUGUUCAAUGCAUGCCUUAUUUAUCUCCUAUGAGUUGUAGUAAUUGUUUAGGUAAUCUUAGUUCUCCAAAUACUAAAGGUGGAUUAGUUCUUAAUUUUAAUAAUUGUUUCAUGAAAUUUAAUAAUCAAUCAUUUCUUGGUAGUGGGCCAACUUGUGGUGCAUGUCCUCUUGUGGGCCCUCUAUCUCAUUCUCUAACUAAUUUAGUGUCUUAUGUGGUGACUACAACUUAA